AUGGCAGAUCGACCGCGACCGCGAUGGCUACCAUCGUCUGAAACAGCACCGGAGAGUAUCCAGUCACCUUCGGGUUCGGUGAGAUACAUUACCACAGCUAAACGCCCGUCUGGCGGCUCUAGGCUCCAGACAACUAGACCCCCCGCUGCGGACAGUAAUCUGGACAAAUCCACAUUUUCAAUGUUCACUGUCAAGAUCCCGCAUAAAGGACAUGGAGGUUCGAGCCAGAAGAAGACUUCCUCAAACAAAGACCACCGCACCCAUCCUAACGGCGGAUUAUCUCCUAACAACAAGUAUGCGUUUGAAGAUAUGGCGAAGACCGAUAUUGGAGAUACUCGCUCACAAGCUCGGGCCAGUUCAAGUAAGAAUACGGAAAAGAAACACCUUGCCAUGAAGACCCCCCCCAGCAACAUCAAGCACUAUGUGUUUGUAGAUGUUCUUCCCGAAAAUAACGACAAAAUUUUUGAUUCCCGCGAUGCUUCACUGGGAAGUCAGCCCCGAUACAUGUGGCACCAGCAACAAGCGGGCCGCAGUAAGCGACCAAGGGCCGAAGAUCCAGUAGAGGUGCCCAGCGAGGAGGAGUCGGAUGGUCCAGGUUCUACCAGAUACGAGACACCAAUGAGGCGCACAGAUGUGGGUGCCGGAUAUGAUCUCCGGGUGGGGCCGCCGCCAACGAAGGCGAAGAAGCCGUGCUUGACGAUGCCUGAGAAACCACCCUCUGCUGCUACGGUUGCUGCCGAACAAGUCUGGAGAGACAGAUCCGAAGCCGUGACUCCUACACCUGCUGGUAGAUAUUAUGACACAGCCCCCCGUCCGCCGGCUUCAAAUGGUCCAUGGAGGACCCUCUGCAUGCAGGAUAUCAGGCCCGAUGGAUACGUGAGCGACAAGGUGCCGAAAAUGGUAUAUGCGGAGGUUUGUGCACUGUACCGUGCCGAGGUUGCUGCCGCCGCUUCCGCCACUGCUGCCGCCGUUCCCGCAAGGAGAACCCCCACCAUCUCCGAUCCGAUGCCCCAAGGGGAUGUUCGUGACAGGUCGACCGCGUCGACGCCUACGGGCAGUGAGGCUGCUAUUUCUAACACCAUCGCCAUUGGUGCUCGUUCUGGUGUUCCCGCUUCUUCUAGCGCCGACGCCUCUUCCCCCGCAAGAAGGGCUCCUAUGUUCAUCGACCUGACGCUGGACGAUAGCGAGGAGGAGGAGGAGGAGGUUGCAGCUCCGGCUAGCAACCCUCCCUGGGCCACUAUGGACAUCAUUGAGAUUUUCAACGCUGCCAUGAGGGAGGCUGCUGCCAGCUCUGCUCCUCCCGCUGCUCCUCCCGCUGCCGCCGGAUACCACGUUGACCGUGACGGGUACGAUUUUUGUCCCGAAUGUGUUAGCGGCCUGUGA
Molecule: messenger RNA, 1383 nt
Organism: Tricharina praecox
Lineage: Eukaryota; Fungi; Ascomycota; Pezizomycetes; Pezizales; Pyronemataceae
Exons: 3
Coding region: 1-1383 (460 amino acids)
Source: RefSeq, a predicted model, not a curated record